Messenger RNA from Racocetra persica, 552 nucleotides. Lineage: Eukaryota; Fungi; Glomeromycota; Glomeromycetes; Diversisporales; Gigasporaceae. The record is from the annotation of a GenBank genome assembly.
AUGGAACAUGCACAAGAGAAAGAAGCCAAAAUUUUAUUAUUGGGUAUGACGGGGGCGGGGAAGUCUACAUUUAUAAAUCGAUUGACCAAUCAUUUUAAAGGGGGAAGUCCACAAAAUCUUAAAAUUGCCAUACCAACUAAAUAUUUAAAAGUCACUGAAAAUGAAACCACGCAUUCUGAAAAAGAUAUAGAUGAUGAAAGAAAAAGCAAAACAAGAGAAUGCAAAGCUUACAGUUUCACAGAUCCAAAGGAUCAAUCCAAUAAAUUUAUUUUCAUUGACACUCCUGGGCUAAGUGAUGUUGAUGGUGCUGAACAAGAUAAAGAAAACAUUACAAAAAUAAUUAAAAGCACCCUUGAUGCUCAGCAAUUGUCUGGCAUUGCAAUUGUUGCCAAUGGGACCGAAGCGAGAUUCACAUCUGCAAUGAAAAAUACUUUAGAGCAAUUAGCAAAUAAUCUUCCUGAUAAGCUCUUGGAUAAUCUAUUACUGAUUUUGACAAAAUGCGAAGAACAUACUGCUACCCUCAAUCCAGAUACUUUUUUUGCUAAACCAAAG